Molecule: messenger RNA, 641 nt
Organism: Neltuma alba
Lineage: Eukaryota; Viridiplantae; Streptophyta; Magnoliopsida; Fabales; Fabaceae
Product: putative lipid-transfer protein DIR1
Exons: 1
Coding region: 44-355 (103 amino acids)
Biological process (GO): systemic acquired resistance
Molecular function (GO): fatty acid binding
Source: RefSeq, a predicted model, not a curated record
CCCCAAAAUCCAUAAACCAAAGGAGAAGAGAAUAAGAGAAGAGAUGGGGUUACAAGAGAAGAGAGUGAGAGCUUUGGCUCUAAUUCUGGUUUUGGUCACAGUUGCAGCUUCAAGCAUCAAUGGCCAAACCAUAUGCAAUGUCCCAAUCAGUGGCCUAAUGGCCUGCAAGCCAUCAGUGACACUUCCAAACCCAACCACUCCAUCUGGGGAUUGUUGCUCUGCACUCUCUCACGCCAAUCUGCGCUGCCUUUGCUCCUACAAGAACUCUAAGCUUUUGCCUUCUCUUGGCAUUGAUCCAAACCUCGCCAUGCAGCUACCUGCUAAGUGCAACCUUCCUCACCCACCUCGCUGCUGAGUCUCUGUAUUAUCUCAGAGAUUCUUAACUAGAUAAAUCAAUCAUCAACUCGCUAAGUUGACUUAAUAUCCAGAAUAUAUUUUGUGAUGUGAGUCUGUCUGAAGAUUUUCCUGUAAUAUAUGAUGAUAUGUACUUGUUUAAUGCUUGGUCGAAGUAAUAAGUGAUGGGAUCUGAACGCUUCACUCGAGAGUUCAGAGCCAUCCCUCAGUUUUAUUCUGUCUGCAUAUAUCUGAUGUUGUUGCAAUGUAUGAAUUAAUAGCAAACUUGUUCCCAAGGCUUCCUUUUA